This is a messenger RNA of Rotaria sordida, 618 nucleotides long. NCBI's taxonomy places the organism in Eukaryota, Metazoa, Rotifera, Eurotatoria, Philodinida, Philodinidae. The record is from the annotation of a GenBank genome assembly.
AUGGGUGGUACAAUAUCAGAUAUAGUUAAAGUUGUUGAUGAUGCUGUUAAACAAAUAAUAUUACAAAUUGAUCCAUCAAUAAUUAAAUUUAAAAAUACAACAUUAACAAUUCUUGAUAAUAUUGAAUCAAAAUUUCAAACAAAUAGUUCUCAAGCAUUAUCAUUAUUACGUCAAAAUCUUCUUGUUUGGCUUUUUUUAACAUUAAUUUUUUCAAUACUUGUUUUAAUAUUAAUACGUUAUUUAAUUGAUAUAUUACAUAAAUUACAAUUUGGUUUAUUAACACGUCAAUAUUCAACAUUAUUUGUAUUAACAAUAAUUAUUUUUUGGAUUUUUUUAUCAUCUAUAUUUGGAAUAUUUAUAAAUGAAGAUAUUAAUUGGUCAACAUUUAAAAUAAUUAUAUUUAGUUUAGUUAGUUCAUCGAUGUUUUUUUUAAUAUUAAUUUGGUUUAGAUUUAUAUUAAUUUAUCAAAAAAGAAUUCGAAAUAAAUUAUUUCUUUUUUUUUGUCAAACUAAUUUAUUAAAAUAUAAUAAUAAUCGUUUACAACAAUCAACUAUGACUUUACAUAUGUUGGCUAUUCAAAAAAAAAAUAUUCAUCAUCAUCAUAUUAAUCAAAUUUAA